AUGAUUGUUUUAUUCUUUUUUGUGUUUUUUCUAAUAUCUUCUAAUGUUGUUCAAGCGUCACAAAAUUCUGAAAACUCCAUAAGGAGAAGACGCAGGGGAUUUAGCUCACCACGUAAUUUACUUAAAACAAUUAAAGAUAAAAUACCAUUUUUAAGUAGCAGAUAUAACUGUGAAUCAUUUGAAAGUGAAAAUUUAAAUGAACAAGAAAGAAAUAGAUCAUACAGCUGUUUUGAAAGUUUUUCAUAUAUAGAUAAUAAUAAUGAUAAAAAUGAAGAAGAUUCUCUAAAUACUCCGCAAACAAAUUUGUCUUCAUUAUCUAAGGAUAAUAAUGUAUACGAGAAAAUGGAUUUAGGUUCAAAGUUCAAAUUACAUGAAAACUGUUAUAAAUAUUCAACCAAUGAAUCUACAAAUAAAAUUAAUCAGAAUAUUUUAUUUCAAAAACCUUUUCAUUAUAAUUUUAAUAGUGAUAGUUCAAAACAAGCUAACACAAAUAAAGCUUCAUUAUAUAAAAAUUAUUCUACUAAUAAAGAAAUAAAAAAUAUUAUGAGAAGAAGUUAUGCAGGCAAUGUUAAUAAUUCAGAUAAUAAUAAAGGUAAAAGAAGGCAUUCAUUUCCAUUUAUUUUUUCCCUUAGAAGAAAAAGUGCAAAUGCUAAUAUAUCAUAUCCUCAAAACAAUGAUUCUAUAAAAGAUUAUGGGAAGUAUGCAGUUGGAGGUAUAUUCACUUGGUCUAAUGAUGAUAUAUCCAUGCUUAGAAUCUUCCCGAAAAGAAAAGGUAGUUUAACUCUUUCUAUUGAGUGUAAUCUUAAUUUAAAUGAGGAGGGGAAUAAAGAUAUAAAAGAAUUAUAUAUUUUGUGCGUUAAUGAAUUAGAUAAAAUUGAAAAUCAAGAUAUUAUAUCAGAAGAUAAAAUAAAUAAUGGCAGCUUUUUUUCUGGUGAAGAUAAAUGUAAAGAUAUAUAUGAACAAAAUUUUACAAAAUGCAAAAAAGAGGAAUUGAAAAGAUGUUAUUUAAUUUUUAAAAUGUACGAUAUUAAUAAAAAGCAAGCUAGAAAAAAAAGAUUAAUCCGUUCAUAUUCUGUAGGAGAUAUUGAUGAACUUGAAAUUUCCGAUAAAUAUUUCCACAAUAGUAAUACUAAUGUUAAUUCGGAAAAUUCCAAAAAAAAGAGGACAACAGAAACAGAUAACUUCUCAGUUAAUAAUAGCAGUCAACUUUCAUUACCCAUUGAAUUUAUUGAUACGAAUUAA
Plasmodium relictum is the source of this 1242-nucleotide messenger RNA. RefSeq names its product conserved Plasmodium protein, unknown function. The record is from RefSeq and is a predicted model, not a curated record. Bases 1 to 1242 code for a protein of 413 amino acids. NCBI's taxonomy places the organism in Eukaryota, Apicomplexa, Aconoidasida, Haemosporida, Plasmodiidae. The transcript has 3 exons.